Penicilliopsis zonata CBS 506.65 is the source of this 2769-nucleotide messenger RNA. RefSeq lists its product as hypothetical. The coding region runs from base 69 to 2339 and encodes 756 amino acids. The transcript is spliced from 2 exons. NCBI's taxonomy places the organism in Eukaryota, Fungi, Ascomycota, Eurotiomycetes, Eurotiales, Aspergillaceae. The record is from RefSeq and is a predicted model, not a curated record.
CGUCUCAUCUUCAUACCACCCACGCACCUACGUCUCUCUAGAAUCUGAUCUAACCCUUGUGCACAAUAAUGGCUGAAGACAGUUCACCAGACUACAAGGCUCUUUUUCAGCGAACGGAAGAGUUGCUCAGGCAGGCGGAAGAUCAGAAGCAACAGGAAGCAGAAUUACGCAGGCAGGCGGAAGAUCAGAAGCAACAGGAAGCAGAAUUACGCAGGCAGGCGGAAGAUCAGAAGCAACAGGAAGCAGAAUUACGCAGGCAGGCGGAAGAUCGAGAGCAACAGGAAGCAGAAUUACGAAGGCUAGCAGAAGCAAAUACUCAACCGACCUCUUUCGGGAACUUUGUCCAACUUUGUCACGAUUUAUUUUCCAAAAAGUUAAGGGUUGGCACACCUACCACAUCUACCAAGGGAAGUAUUCCAGCACCCACUGGCAAGUACUGCCCAGCACAACUUCGCGUUUGGUCAGACUGUCCAGCCCAACAGCUAAAAAUCUACACUGAUGUCUUCAAUUACCUUCAACCGACAGGGAGAGAACCCCCUCGGCUUUUUCCAUCUUUUGCCGAUUUAAACGGUCUUAGUCGGCACUUCUCUCGGCGUUUCCUGCGAAGUGAAAAGGAUCUGGAGAGUUAUGAACGAUUUGCAGUGGAAGACCAUGUCCAAGAUAUCAUAGCCGAACUGUGCAAAAUACCAGACGCCAAAGAGAGAUUCCGACUUGGUAACGGGGUUGUGUUUGAGAACCACGGGAACACCCUGGACGAUCCAGAAGAUGAGGACGAGGUGCUAGACACAUCAAGUUCAAAGAAUCCGCGGCCCGACCAAUUCUGUAUCCAUCGAGUCGACGACGGCACGAAUACCAUGCUUACCACAGUUGAAUAUAAGCCACCACACAAGCUUUCUGUGGAGAACCUCCGAAAAGGUCUUCGGCCAGGAGACUUUUGGAAAGACGUUGUGAACCGGGACCAAAUCCCUGUCGAUAAGGAUGAAAAACUUACGUACAACGCCGAACAGCUAGCUGGCUCGGCGUUGGUCCAGGGAUUUCACAUUAUGAUCCAGGAAGGUCUCGAAUACUCUUAUAUUACCACUGGAUUGGCUUUGAUUCUUCUCCACGUACCCUACCAUGAUCCUAGUACGCUAUAUUAUCACCUAUGUGAACCGAAUAUGGAGGUGAAUAUGAACAGCUCUAGUAUCUUCCAGCGACCAGUAACGGCCGUCGCUAGGGUGUUGUGCCUCUGUUUAAUGAGUUUUCACUCUCAAAUACGAGACCAGGAAUGGCGGAAUACUGCCAGAUCCCGAUUAAAAAUAUGGAAGACGAGCUUUGACCAUACGCGUUCCCCAAUUCCUGACAAAGAGUUACGGGAAUCACCCCCAAACUCAGAACAUGCAAGUUCAGAAUCAAGUGGCUCUGAAUACUUACCAUCUUCCCCAUUGGAGUCCACAGGACAGGCCCGCCGAAUGUCUUCCCGGUCUCAGGGCAAUUGCGCGGAUAUCGAAACGCCUCGGAGGGAGCCGACGGACUCGUCUGAUUCCGAGACCAGCCCAGCAACCCAGGGUCGAAAGCGAGGCUUCAGUCAAAUCAUGUCCUCUUCGUCUAGUCGACGUUCAUCAAAACGCCCAAAUAACUCGACCCAUCCUAGUGAUCAACGCCAACAACACACAUCACGUUUCUGUACGCAACGAUGUCUGUUAGGUCUGCAACGAAGAGGCACCUUAGACAAUUCUUGUCCUAAUGUCCAUCUCCAUCGACAUGGCUCGGAAGGCAACCAACAUUGUAUCGAUGUGAAACAGCUGGUCCACUCGCUGAAAAAACAGCUUGAUCGGGAUCUUGAUCACAACUGCACGCCCUUUGGAGAUUGUGGAUCAUACGGCGCGCCUUUCAAGAUCACAUGCUCUACAUACGGCUAUACAGUGGUUGGAAAGGGGACUACAUCCCGACUCUGGAAGGAGGUCUCUCGUGAAGCCGAGGUAUACCAGGUUCUCCGGAAGGUACAGGGAUUAGUGGUCCCGGUGUUCCUUGGUGCAAUUGAUCUGGAAAUGGUAUAUUUUCUUCAUGGGGCCGGCGAGAUCCAGCAUAUGCUGCUGAUGGCUUGGGGGGGUGAAAGUAUUGAACCAGGUGAAAAGCGGGCUGAAAUCGCAAGGUCGGUGAAAAAAAUCCGCAAGCUAGGAGUCGUGCAUGGGGAUUUACGGCUGCAAAAUUUGUUAUGGAAUCACGAACUAGGUCGGGUCAUGAUCAUAGACUUUCACCGAUCUCAUGUCGACCUCCAGCUGAUGGGAGAUCGAGCUCAAUCUUUGAAAAGAUCACAGGCGCACAAUUCCAAACACCGUCGUCUUCUAUUAAUCUGAACAGCCAUAUGUUCAUCCUAGGGUUGCAAGAACAUGAAUCAAAUUUUAUUCCUGGUCCAUGAAGAAUACCAUUAUGCAGAGGGAAGAAAUUAAAAAAUAAGAGUGAAGCAUACUGCCGCACUCCAACAGUCAUGGCAUUAGCUAUCUGCAAGAUUUUACACCCCCUCCUCACAUUCCUCCUUGACAGCACCAUUCGUUGCAUUAAUCGGGACAACAACACUAAUUGAGUCAACUGUUGACUCUAUUGACCUUAUCCAUGCAAAUUUGACUGUAAGGGCUCGAACAAGUGAGCUUCGCCAGAUCCUCACCCGCUGUCUAGAGAGAUAUUGCAAAGAUUAUGUGGUGGGGCAAUGUCCAUGUAUGCCUGAGGCAGCAGCGCCACUUUAAUAAAUAGAGCCAUUCCACUGAACAGUUGCAUCUGUAUAUCCUG